AUGGGCGAGACCAAAGAGCUUUCUACGGACAUCAGGGACAACAUGUUGAUCUGCACCAGGCUGGGAUGGGCUACAAGAGAAUCGGAAACAACUUGGAGAGAAAAGAUCAACUGGUGCAGUUAUCAGGAAAUGGAAGAAGCAACCUCCCUCGCACGCAACGUCCCCCUGCUCAAGAAGAAACAUGUACAGGCCCGCAUGAAGGUCGCCAUUCACCACCUGGACGACUCAGAAGAGGCCUGGAAGAAGGUGAUGCGGUCAGAUCAGACCAAAAUCUCAACUCGUCGUGUUUGGAGGGCAAAGAACAUGAGAGAGCUGAAGAUGGGUGGAGGAUGGGUGUUUCAGUACCACAACCACCCGAAGCACAUCGCCAUGGCAACAACAGAGUGGCUGAAGAAGAAGCACAUCAAGGUUCUGGAGUGGCCUAGCCAGUCUCCACACCUGAAUCCAGUUAAAAGUCUUUGGAGGGAGCUUAAAAUUCCAGUUGUCAGCCUGAGCCAUUGUAACCUCUCAGACAGAAGCUGUGAGACACUGUCAUCGGUUCUUGGCUCCUACUCAUCAAGCUUGACAGAGCUCAACCUGAGUAACAACAACUUGAAGGACUCUGGAGUUUUCCUCCUAUGUUCUGGACUGGAGAGUCAAGAUUGUGCCCUGGAAAUUCUGAGGCUGAGCUCUUGUAACCUGUCGGGAACCAGCUGCAAACAUCUGUCCUCGGUGCUACGGUCCCAGUCCUCUCGUCUGACUGACUUGGACCUCACUAACAAUGACCUCAGCGACUCGGGGGUGAACCUCCUGUCUGCAGGCCUGGCAAGUCCACACUGCAAACUGCAGACUCUGAGCCUGUCAGGCUGUCUGAUCACAGAGGAAGGUUGUGCUUUUCUGGCCACUGCUUUGAGCUCCAACCCGUCUCAUUUGAGGGACCUGGACCUGAGCUACAACCAUCCAGGAGAAGAUGGAGAGAAAUUGAUGACGGCUCGAUUAGAAGAUGGCCGUUCCAGACUGGAGACUCUCAGGAUGGAGCCUGCUGGAGUCCAAUACUUGAAACCAGGUUUAAGGAAGUGUAAGAAGGUGACGCAUGAGGAGGAGGACCAGCUCUACUCGGAUCAUCCGGACAGGUUCGACUGGUGCCGCCAGCUGCUGUGCAGAGACGCUCUGUUUGGCCGCUGCUACUGGGAGGUGGAGCGGAAAGGAAGAGUUCAUGUUUCAGUGACUUACAGAGGAAUCGGCAGGAAGGGAGACAGCGACCUCUGUGAGUUGGGAUACAAUGAAAAGUCCUGGAGUCUCUUCUGCUCUGACGGCAUUUACUCCGUCUAUCACAACAACAAAGGAACAUCGGUUAGUCUCAACUCCAUCUCCUCCUCCUCCUCCUCCUCGGUCACCAGCAGAGUGGCCGUCUAUCUGGACCAUCCUGCUGGCCUGCUGUCCUUCUACAGAGUCUCCUCAGACUCGUUGAUCCACAUCCACACCUUCAGCACCAGCUUCUCUGAACCUCUGCAUCCUGGGUUUGGAGUCGGCUUCAGGCCGGGUUCCUCCGUGUCUCUCUGUUUGGUUUAGACCCGGAGAGACGCGUUCCAUCAGUCCUGCUGAAAAGCCUUCAUGCUUUUAGCAUCAUCAUCAUCAGUUUGAUCCAAACGUCUUGCUUUAUCGUCUUUGCUGUUACAACAUUCAGGUUUUCUGAAACAGUUUUUUUCUCCAUAGAUUGA
Cyprinodon tularosa is the source of this 1700-nucleotide messenger RNA. RefSeq lists its product as uncharacterized. Lineage: Eukaryota; Metazoa; Chordata; Actinopteri; Cyprinodontiformes; Cyprinodontidae. Gene Ontology annotation, molecular function: protein binding; nucleic acid binding. The transcript is spliced from 8 exons. The record is from RefSeq and is a predicted model, not a curated record. Bases 1 to 1551 code for a protein of 516 amino acids.